This is a messenger RNA of Gadus macrocephalus (Pacific cod), 4151 nucleotides long. It is a transcript of the gene ret, whose product is annotated as ret proto-oncogene receptor tyrosine kinase. The transcript is spliced from 19 exons. Gene Ontology annotation, cellular component: membrane; axon; signaling receptor complex. NCBI's taxonomy places the organism in Eukaryota, Metazoa, Chordata, Actinopteri, Gadiformes, Gadidae. The record is from RefSeq and is a predicted model, not a curated record. Gene Ontology annotation, biological process: homophilic cell-cell adhesion; cell surface receptor protein tyrosine kinase signaling pathway; multicellular organism development. Bases 95 to 3325 code for a protein of 1076 amino acids. Gene Ontology annotation, molecular function: transmembrane receptor protein tyrosine kinase activity; ATP binding; calcium ion binding.
AGGAUCCAGCGGGCUGUACUUCCCUCAGAGCGAGUACUCUGAGACAGUGUACGUGGGCCAGCCCGCGGGGACCCCCGUGCUGCAGGUGAUCUCCAUGCCGGACAACAGCAAUGAGCGCCCUCACUUCUACCUGUGCUUCUCGUCCACGGGAGCCCCCCCGUACCUCCGCUGGUUCCACCUGGACGUCCACACGGGCGUGCUCCACCUCAACAAGAGCCUGGAGGAGAGCGACUUCGCCCUGCUACUAGGGAUGGGCCGGUCGCAAACGAUUCGUUCACAACGAACGAAUCCCGAAGGUAAGAGACCGGUGACCGUGAAGAAGCUGCUGCUGACCGCCAUGGUGCUGAACCGCGCCUACUCCAGGACCCAGUGCGGGCGCCAGCACGCCCGCCUCUCCUUGACGUUCGUCAACGAAACCGUGCCCCCGUGCGGCGGCGACCACGGCCUGCAGCAGCUGUGCUUCCCGUCGCGGGCGCCCCCCACCCCGCACAUCAUGGAGAACCGGCUGGCCGGGCCGGUGCAGCAGCUCAGACGCCUGCCGCUGCUCAACGUGUGCCCCAGCUACAACGUCUCCUACAGCGUGGAGUCAGACGUCCCCGUGCCGUUCACGGUGAACGAGAGGACCAGCGAGCUGGUGGUGACGGCGCCGCUGGACCGGGACGAGGUCGAGCUGUACCGGUUGGUGCUGGUCUGCAGCGUGCUCACCGGCGAGACCCUCACCAAGUUCGAGACCUCGCUGGAGGUCAGCGUGUUCGACGAGGACGACAACGCGCCGUUCCUCAACGGGAACGACUCCGUAGAGGUGGUCGUCGAGUACAACCGCGACAAGGGCGCUCUGCUCGCCACCCACUCUGUCUUUGACCGAGACAUAACGCCCAAGUACCCCAAGGAACCGAGGCAGAACCGAUACGUGGGCACCAUGCAGACCAUCGACCAGUGGACCGACGAAACCUUCACCAUUACCAGCACCUUCAAGGAGGAUAAGUCUCUGUUCGGCAACAUCCGAGGGACCGUCUUUGAGUACACACUCGCCCUGAAGAGGAACCUGUACGUGACGGAGAACCGCACGGUGCAGGUGGACUACCUGGUCAACGACACCACCUACCCCGGGCCCGAGGGCUCAGUGUUGCUGCACUACGACAUCACCAUCCUGCCCGUCCCCAUCAGCUUCAACAACACCACCUACCAGUUCACCGUGAGCCGCCGGGCCUCCACCUACGCCCUGGUGGGCCGGGUGUGUGUGGAGAACUGCCUGCGGUUCCAGGGCAUCGGCGUGGCGUACCGGCUGGAGGUGGCCGACCGUAACGCGACGGCAGAGGUGCUGGCGUGCCACGCCGCCCUGGACGUCACCCAGAGCCUGCGGGACAUGACGGGGGUGCUGUACGUCAACGCCUCGGCGGCGCUCCGCAGGGCAGAGUGCCGGGACCUCCAGUACGUGGUGACGGCGCAGGAGGAGGGCGGCCCGCUGCAGGCCAGCACGCAGAUCCUCCUGGUGCUGGAGGGGGAAGCAGCCAGGGCGGGGCAGCAGGAGCAGCGGGCCCUCUCCUGUAGUGAGAGCAGACAGCGGCUCGACUGUGAGAUCACCAGCGGCCUCGGGGCCACCAACGGGAGGUGCCAAUGGAGACAAGGCACUGAGAAAGGAAUAUCAGAGUAUUAUUCCACCUGCUCCCCGGACCUCCGAACCUGUCCAGACGGCUUCUGCGAUGCGGUGGAAAGCAAAGACAUGUCGAUUUGUCCCCAAGAUUGUACAACAGAAGCAGUGAUCGGGGGUCACGUGAAAGGCCUGAUGUUCGGGAUCAAGGCCGGCUACGGGACAUGCUACUGCUUCGCAGAGCGGUGCUUCUGUGAGAAGGACGACAUUGAGGAGGCGAUAUGCGACGAGAUGUGCAAGACGGUCAUCGCCACCGCGGUGCUGCUGUCCUUCAUCGUCUCCAUCCUGCUGUCCUCCUACUUCGUCCACCGCUACAACAAGAGCUCCCCCAAGCCCCCCAUCGCGUCGGCCGAGAUGACCUUCCGCCGGCCCGCCCAGGCCUACCCCAUCAGCUACUCCGCUAACAACGUGCGGCGCGGCUCCCUGGACUCCAUGGAGAACCAAGUGGCCAUCGACAACUUCAAAAUACCCGAGGAUCCAAAGUGGGAGUUUCCUCGUAAAAAUCUGGUUCUUGGCAAGACCUUAGGGGAAGGGGAGUUUGGGAAGGUUGUCAAGGCAACGGCGUUCCGGCUGAAGGGGAAAGCUGGCUACACCACCGUGGCUGUGAAAAUGCUUAAAGACCACGCUUCACACAGCGAACUGCGUGACCUGCUGUCAGAAUUCACAUUGCUGAAGCAAGUCAACCACCCGCACGUGAUCAAGAUGUACGGAGCCUGUAGUCAGGACGGUCCCUUAUACCUGAUCGUGGAGUACGCCAAGUAUGGAUCCCUCCGCAACUUCCUGCGGGAAAGCCGCAAGGUGGGACCGAGCUACAUGAGCGGCGAGCGCAACUCCAGCUACCUGGAGAACCCUGAUGAGAGGGCUCUCACCAUGGGGGACCUCAUCUCCUUCGUCUGGCAGAUAUCCAGGGGCAUGCAGUAUCUGGCGGAAAUGAAGCUCGUUCACAGAGACCUCGCCGCCCGCAACGUCCUGGUAGCCGAGGGCCGCAAGAUGAAGAUCUCUGACUUUGGCCUCUCCAGAGAUGUCUACGAGGAAGACUCCUACGUGAAGAGGAGCAAGGGUCGUAUUCCGGUCAAAUGGAUGGCGAUAGAGUCCUUGUUCGAUCACAUCUACACAACACAAAGCGACGUCUGGUCUUUCGGGGUACUGUUGUGGGAAACUGUGACCCUGGGGGGCAACCCAUACCCGGGCAUUGCUCCCGAACGCCUCUUCAACCUCCUGAAGACAGGCUACCGAAUGGAGAAACCAGAAAACUGCUCGGAUGAAAUGUAUAAUCUCAUGCUCCGCUGCUGGAAGCAAGAAUCUGACAAGAGGCCCACUUUCAUAGAUAUCAGCAAAGAACUGGAAAAAAUGAUGGUGAAAAGUCGGGAUUACCUGGACCUGGCGGCGUCCACGCCGGCCGACGCCCUCCUGUACGACGACGCCCUCUCCGAAGAGGACACGCCUCUAGUGGACUGUAAUAACGCCCCCCCCCCUCGCGCCCUCCCCUCCACAUGGAUUGAGAACAAGCUCUAUGGCAUGUCAUACCCCAACUGGCCUGAGAAGAGCCCGGUACCACUCAACAGACAUGAUGCCACUAACCCUGUCUUUACAAGAUAUGCCAAUGAUAGUGUUUAUGCAAACUGGAUGGCUUUGCCUUCACCCGCAAAAAACGUGGACAAGCUCGAUAGCUAAGGAUAACCAUUGAGUAGACGAUCUUCCUAAUUCGUAGAUGUGUAUAUUUCUAUAAAAGAAAGGAAAAAGUGUACAUAUACAAUCUGAUUAUAAAGUUGGUUCCCUUUUUUUUUCUGUCGCACGGGUAGUCAAAGUUUAAAAACCAGAGUCUUUCUCGCUGCCAAAUAGCUGGAAGAAAUGAGAAAAUAAAACAUAGACCAUGCUUCUCGCAGUUCAUUGGUAUGUUAAUCAUUACCUCAAGGUCAUGUUGGCCAAACUGUAUCAUUGCAUGACUACUGUACCAGGUUGUAUGUCAAUGUUAAUGUCUUUCAAGUGCCUGUGCUGCUUCUACAAUAGCCUCUGAUUAUUAGUGUGUACAACUGUGAGGAUGUUGUUCCAAACCUGGAAUUAAAGGGGCCGUCUUUACCAUCACCUGUUGUAGGACUCUGGAAGCUGGACUAAAAGAGAACUGGGAACUUGUUUGGGCAAAUGUAAAGUUUCUACUAAAAGGGAAGAGGUUCAUUAAAAUGCUGACACCACUUUUGGGUUACCCCACAGGAUAUUUUGGACUAUACUUGCCAAAGACAAAUAAUACACCAAUGUUCAAUAAAAGUUAGACAUGUUGCUUGUUUUUCAUGUUGUUUUGUUACAUGAAAAAUAUCUAAAUGUAAGUACUGCUCCAAUACAAGGACAUGAUAUAUAAUCUUAACUGUGGCCAUGUUUUGGUACGACUUAUUUUCAGAUUCCUUUUAAUGGCAAUCAUUGUGCGAAAUGUAUGAUUAUGUAAAAUAAUGAGUUAUCAUCAUUAUGUUAUUUGAUUAUGUUGCAAAUAAACAUUACAAAUGUG